Closterium sp. NIES-67 is the source of this 1586-nucleotide messenger RNA. The record is from the annotation of a GenBank genome assembly. NCBI's taxonomy places the organism in Eukaryota, Viridiplantae, Streptophyta, Zygnematophyceae, Desmidiales, Closteriaceae.
UCGCCCGAACUGCAGGGAGCCGUACCUGACCCACACACUGGGCGGCAGUUAUUUGUCCACUAGCAGCCGGGAGAUCAUGCGCCUAGAGGAGAAUCUAGAGCGGGUGGCAUCCUGCCUUGCUGCCAUCCGCCGGAUGUGGCCCGACCUACCGCAGACGACCCUCGAUCUCGCAAAGAUUGCUUUCAAUAGGGAUAUCGGCAAAGCAGUACUAGAGAGCUACUCUCGGGUGCUUGAGGGAGCGGCGUCCAACAUCCGUGCCCGUCUGCGGGACGUGCUCCAUGCAGACCAUCUAUUCCAGAACCCCCAGCUCUUCCCCCUCCACGACCCGCCCUGCGAGCCGCGCCCGCAGCACCUGCGCCACCCCACCUUCUCCCUCCUCAUGCCCGACACCGUCUUUGACGCGGUUUCUGUGUCCGGGGGUAGUGAAUCUUCAGCGAGUAUUCGCAGCUUUGAGUCCAGCAGGAGCGGGAGCAGCGGGAAGGGCGUGCGGCAUUUCCGGGGGGCGAGUUUGGCAUCGGAUUCAGGGGCUGGUAGUCCCGGUGGGGGGGCAGGUGGAGGGAACGGAGGGUCAGGUGGAAAGUCAGGUGGUGGGAGAUGGGACACCAAGCCGCCCAGGAGCCCCGAGUUGCGGAAUUCGUCUGGUAUGAGCCGACUGGGAGUGAGCGGGGGAGGAGGGGGGGGGUCGAUGGGAGGGGGAGGAGGGAGCGGGAGCGGGAGCGGGAAUGGUGGAGGGUCGAGUUUCCGGGAUCGGUUUCGAAGUGCCACCCUUGCAGCCCCCACGACUAGCUCCGCCGCUGCCAGUGCUGCUGCUGCUGGGUCCGGGGGGAUGGGAUCCCAGUCAAUGCCGGGAAACGAACCUAAGCAGCAGCAGCAGCAGCCGUACCUGCGGCGAACGGGGUCGUUUCAGCCGAGCACGCAGAUUCGAGGCGGGAUGAUGCGGACGGUGCGGCGGAGCCAGAGCGGGGGGUUAGAAGAGGAGGUGAUGCGGUUGAAACAGGAAGGGGGGGAUGCUCCAGGGUGUGAAUCGCCGGUCCUCACGAGAACCCCGGGGUUUGUUCUAGUGUCCGCAGCGCAAGGUGGCGGUGGGGGGUAUUUGUCGGCUCUGCCGCCACAGCCGCCGUCCCGAACCCGUUCAGCUAGUGGUGACUGGACAUGACAUGACAUGACAUGCCUUGCCAUGACAUGCCAUGACAGGGACAUGACAUGCCAUGACAGGGACAUGACAUGCCAUGACAGGGACAUGACAUGCCAUGACAGGGACAUCACAUGCCAUGACAGGGACAUCACAUGCCAUGACAGGGACAUGACAUGAACAUGACAAGAGUCACAUGAGAACCAGCCAGGCUGGUGGCGAUUUGCCCUGUUAACCAGCCGAGAGAUGCUCACAUUUACUACAAAAGCAGUAGGUGAGCUGGAUGGGUUUGUGCUUUGUCUUUAGAGAAGGCUUGUGAGGUUAGGGAGGGAGGUGGUGGUGCAUCACUUCCAAAAUUGUAACAAAAUAUUGUUAUCCAACUGUGUACGGUACUACGGACGGCACGAACAUGCCCAGUGCCCAGUGCCAAUUCAUCGCUCUCAGUUUAUCUAUC